CUAUAUUCAACUUUUAUCAAAUUGGUUUCUGAAAUUCCAUGAAAAACUUCAUUUAUAAUUCCUGGCAACACUUUUUCGUGUACGUAUAUGGGAUUUAUUGGUGUGCAUCGGAUGAAGCAACCAAGUUGUCAAAAGGGCCAACCUAUUUUGCAGAGUCCAAUAAUCAACACCACAGGUACGACAGUACGGUUCCUUUCCUACUCACUCAUAUGCGUUAUGUUGCGAACAUAACCAUGACGUCACGCGCAAUCAGUUAAAACAACAUCACAAGUGCGAGUGAAACGACGACAUCAAAUGGAUACACCUGCUUCGCGGUGGCACUGCUUCUGAUCCAUCUGUCAAAACAAUAGGGUACUGCAAGCACCUGAUCUAACCUCAAUUUGUCUGACAGUUCAGCGAGCUUGUUUACAAGGUGUUAGAAUUUUUAACGAGCGGCGAAAAUUAGAUUUACUUUUUCCAUCCCGAAACCAUUACGGUACGGAAAUAUCAAUUAUAUUCAACUCUACACUGAAAAAAAAUGACACGAUCGAAUAAUGUGUUUUAACUUAUGGACUGAUUCAGAAGCGUCAACGUUAGUCUGAUGUGUUUUUCUAAUGUAUGCAAUGGUUUUUACACGUUAAAUUCAUCUGAUUAAAAACGUGGAUUGCUCAGCAAAGCUUACAUCACCGAUCCGAAUGUAAUUCACAUCAAUAUGAAAUUCGUUUCAUUUGGCUUCCAAGCAACUCUAUCUUAAGCUGAAUUCGAUAACCAAAACAUAACAAGCUUAUGUGUGAUUCCAUUGGAGUAGAAGUAUUUUUUUAUAUGAAUUUGCGCUACUGUUUUGUACAAUUGUAUUUCAUAUUUGGGAACAUAUGACCAAUGAAAAAAGUCAAAAGCGAGGUCAAACGUGUUUCAUCAUGGCCAACCAACAAACGAACUAAAGCGUGUCGUCUAUCAUCUUAUUUCCCGGAUAACUGUAAAGCUGAUAAAUUCUCAUGGGUGUGACGUACCUAGUGUUGGACAGGACAUCAAAUGUUUGUCCAACAGCAUACUGGUGCAGCUGGCGAAGGCUGAUCAAAAGCAACUCAACCUCGUUUUGAUAGUAAGUACAAGACUUAUCUAUAAAAUUAAAAAGUUCCAUCAAUUACGAGAUCAAUUAAGCUACCAAUUAACCAAUUUGUUUCCAAAUUAUUCUUAUUUAGACAUAUUCUAUUGCCUGCCGUGCCCGAUUUGGAAUCAAUUCACAUCAAUCAUCGCAAAGGUAUUAAAUACAUCUUCAUUGCAGAUGGCCAAAUUUAAUACUUAAUAGUUUUUUUUUUAAAUUAUUUCCAGGAGAAGACAUCUGUUGAUCAAUCGUCAGACCAGUUCCCAGACCCUUGCCCAGACCGUAAAUCAGAAAUUAGCAUUGGCAAAACAAUAAAUUGUUAUUUUAAUUUGAAGCUCCUGUUUUAAAAUAAUGUAGAGCACCGACUUCGCUUAAUAGUAAAGUGCUCUUAUUUCGCGCGAACUCUAGGUUUUGUUUUCAUGAUUUAAAUAUGAAUAGCAAAAGAUGUGUUUUCAAAGUAAAGUUAAUUUACCCUGAACACAUCAUUUGAAAUUCUGGACUAAAAUCGUGAUUGCAGAACUAUGAGCUCGCGUGAAAUAAGGGUACUUUACAUUAUGUAUUUAUACCUGGAGGACUACAAGGGUUGCAACACGAAAUCCAUGUGUAUCAAAACAUGAAUUUGAUGUUCAGCAUAAUGUUACAUUCACUAGGUUGAAAAUGUAUAUCUAUUGGCAAUUCAUUCAGUAUGCAUAUGCAUUUCAUUCAAAUACCGUGUGACGUACACAUAAGAAUCGAGUGAAUUGUUGAUAGAUCGGUGAAAAAAUAAAGUUUGUGAUUCUAUAUGUUCCACACGUGAAAUUCGAGGGUUUUACAAUUUGCGCAAAUCUAUAUGUAAAACAUACUACUCAGACGUGUCAAUUUUUUUCAGUGUAACUAGUACAAAACCAAUCGUCUAAUUACCGUUUUACUGAAAUUACAUCGAAAAACAGUUUUGCCGGAUCUCCGCCAGAGACUAAGUCCAUGUAAACAAGCUCGCUGAACUGUCAGUGCGCGGCUUCGUGACGUCAUCUUGCAGUAUCCUAUUGAUUGAUGCACCAAGCGAAAAGAAGAAGUUUUGACAUCCAAGCGGUGUGCCGUCGAUUAGAUCCUCGUCGCUGAUUGGUCGAUGGAUGUAAACGGCACACUGCUUGCAUGUCAAAACUCUUACCGCUUGGUGCAUCAAUCAAUGGCUGGUUUGUUUUGCCUUUGCGUUUGUUAUCGUUGUUCCUGCAAAGAUUGCUUCAGUUGGUGGCUGCAAAUCCGGCAAAUCCGCAGGAUUUUUGUAAUAUUUGCGUAUAAAUCUUUGUCCUGCUGCCUCCUGAUCAAGUGCAGGUAAGUGCCGUCAAGACCGCGAACGGGAAUAUUUGUGAUUUACCUGUGUUUUACCUUGACAUUUUUCAGAUGGAGACGGGUGAAGAAAAUGAUAUUUCUGUGAAACGUGGGUGGAGUUACGACGGUCUGUGGAAUCUGCCCAUCCAAAAUGCGCUUAUUCAGCCUCCUGAUCAAUUGCAGGUAAGUGUCAACAAGACCGAGCACGGAAAUGUUGGUGUGUAUAAACGAGAUUUUUUUCACAUUUUUCAGAUGGUGACGGUUGAAGAAAGUGACUUCCCGGAGAAUCGUGACUGGAACUGCGACGGUCAGAGGAAUCCGCACAUCCGAGCCGCGCCUAUUCUGAGUGGUCACCAAAUGCAGACAGUUCCCGAUCAACCCCUUGACCUUUGUAUGGAUCGCUCAGAUCAGAAAUCAUCAGGGCUGACUACAGCCUCUCCAAAGGAGCUUACACCAACACCAUCCGUUGUUUCUUCAAAAAAAGCACGAAAACCUUACAAGAGAUCAUAUCAAGCUUGUUCCUUAGAAACUGCUAUGGACAACAUCCAAGGUCGGGCUAUGCCAUUUAGUACCGCAUCCAAGAAAUACGGUGUUCCACGAAGCACUCUGCAAUAUCGCAUGAGUUGGAAAUACAAAAAUAAAGGAUCGCGGGGUCCGUACACCGUACUUUCCACGGAUGAAGAAGAACAUAUCGUCAAAUGGUUAAAAGACAUGGAUCGAAAAGGCUAUCCCAUUACACAGAAGAGCCUCCAGUACAAAGUGUGCAACUAUUUGAAGACCAAUCCCCGACCAAAUCCGUUUAAAGACAACAUACCUGGAAAGUCGUGGUUCAAACUGUUUAUGAAUCGGCAUCCCGAUUUGUCCAUUAGAACCCCCGAGGCUGUAACAGCAGCAAGUGCCAAUGUAACAGAAAAGGAUAUUCGUAACUGGUUUAGGAACGUGUACAGCUACCUGGUGGACAACAAUCUAGAUCACAUUUUACAUGAUCCUAGUAGAAUUUUGAACGGUGAUGAAACCGGGUUAAGUCUAAAUCCUAUCCCAAAACAUGUUAUCGCAUCGAAAGGAAAGAAAGAUGUCUCAUACAUUGAAACGGUAAACAGUAAAGAUAAUGUUACUGUCAUGUUCUCAUUUGCGGCUGAUGGCACUGUAUUCCCACCUGAUGUCAUACCCAAGCUGAAGCGUCUCAGCAGAGAAAUAUUGGUAUCAUUUCCUGGUGAUUGGGGACUUGGAACCUCGGAAAAUGGGUGGAUGGAUAGCGUAAACUUCGUAAAGUACAUCAGAAGUGUCCUGUACCCAACGCUCAAAAAGCGAGGAACAAAAUUUCCUGUGCUUUACUUCGUAGAUGGUCACCGCUCGCACACAUCAUUGGAAGCCGCCGAAGCGUGCCAAAAAUUGGGCAUAAUUAUGAUAGCGCUCUACCCUAAUGCUACUCGCAUAUUGCAACCCGCAGACGUGUCUAUGUUUAGGCCGCUCAAAGCGAAUUGGGAACAGAUCACUGAAGCUUGGAGAGUAGAUCAUCCUUCACAGCAAUUGACGCUCACUAAGUUUGCUCCGCUGCUCAAAGACGCUAUGGAGAAAUCGUUCACACUGAAAACCAUCGUUAACGGAUUCACUGUUUGUGGGUUGUACCCUUUCGAUGCCAAUGCGGUAAAUUAUGAUAAAUGCCUUGGUAAAUCCGCAGAAAAGCAAUCGAAUGGUUUACAAGAAAACACCGAUAACACAUCGUUCGCAGAAAAUUCAACGCUUCCAGUAUUGCUCACUAACGGAACAAAUGAUAAAGAAAACGAAGGAAUGGCAGAAGAUUCGUUUAAGCGAACCAUUGCAGUUCAGGAAGACGUUCUCACAAAGGCAAUUGAGAUGAUAGGAACAUCAAAGAUCAGUCUAUAUCUCACGGAAGAUCCUCUCAAUUUGUCACACGAAGAUCGCGCAUUAUCGUACAUCUACAAAAACAUCCUAGCUAUGAGUGACCCUUCGAGAACUCUGCUCAGUGCAUCCUCAUUCGAUCAGUCAACGGACAUCAUUCAGAACUUGAAUGAUGUUUCAUCAUACGACGAAGAAAGCCCGCUGAUUGACCUGCAAGAAGAAUCCAUCACAUUUGAUCAUUCUGGCGAAGAUCUUCAAUCAUCUUCUCUGCUCGAAGAUAACACGUUCGAUCACUUCGAAGUCAUUGACAUAUUCGAAGAAAGCGAUGAAACUGUUCAUGUUGGUGAUGAAAAUCUGAAAGAUGUCGAAUCUCCAGUAGUAUUCCGCGAUUCCACCAAUACUAUAAAGGACACUAGGAAAGUCGAGGAAUUCUUCACUUCACCGCCCACGCCAAAAAGGAACCCGAAACAUCGGAACUAUCAAAAUCGGACUCACUUCGUGCUCACGGCUGCUGAAAGGCUGGAUGAAAUGCGAAUCUCUGAAGAUAAAAAACUUGAAGCAAUUGAAAUGAAAAAGAAAAGGGCUGAAUUGCGUGAGGUUCGCAAGAAAGAGAAAGAGCAGAUGGCAGAAGAAAGAAAAGAGAAGAAAAAGCAAAGAGAAUUGAGUAAGCAAGUGGCAGCUGAGUUGUAAAAGCAAAAUGCUUUAAAAAGGAAGGAAGAAAGAGAAAAGAAGGAGGCUGAAAAAACUGUGAAGAAACAAAAAGUUAUAAAAAUGCUUAUUUAAUAAUAUCCCAGACGAAAGUCAAAUUCAUUCAGAAUUUUAAAUUGAUGGUUAUGAAUUAACCUAGAUUUGUAACAAUACAAAAUUUCAAACAAGCAAUAAAACAUCUUGUAAAAUUAAUCAUGACCAUUUUUUUAUUAAAACAUUGGUGAAAUUAAGUAAAUCGAUAUAAAAUUAUGAAUCCAUGAAAUAAAAUAGAAAACUGAAAAAUAAAUUAAUGU
Molecule: messenger RNA, 5256 nt
Organism: Aedes albopictus (Asian tiger mosquito)
Lineage: Eukaryota; Metazoa; Arthropoda; Insecta; Diptera; Culicidae
Exons: 5
Coding region: 2465-4945 (826 amino acids)
Cellular component (GO): nucleus
Molecular function (GO): DNA binding
Source: RefSeq, a predicted model, not a curated record